Molecule: messenger RNA, 5748 nt
Organism: Scleropages formosus (Asian bonytongue)
Lineage: Eukaryota; Metazoa; Chordata; Actinopteri; Osteoglossiformes; Osteoglossidae
Gene: srebf2
Product: sterol regulatory element binding transcription factor 2
Exons: 19
Coding region: 227-3694 (1155 amino acids)
Biological process (GO): positive regulation of cholesterol storage; positive regulation of transcription by RNA polymerase II
Cellular component (GO): nucleus
Molecular function (GO): protein dimerization activity; RNA polymerase II cis-regulatory region sequence-specific DNA binding; DNA-binding transcription factor activity, RNA polymerase II-specific
Source: RefSeq, a predicted model, not a curated record
AACAAUAUGGCUGACUUUAAUUUCUAAAUGGCUGUAACAGUAGCCAUGAAAGGCUCUUCGGGGCAUUUUGAGUAAUUUUACUCAUUUUCACCGACUUACCAUACUAACAGUUUGUUGAUAAAUCUAGAUUUGGUCCAUAAAAUUAGAGCGGAAGGUCUUCGGAUUUUAUUUAACUCGCGGUAAGGGUAAAUAAUAUCCCGUUUGCUCCGGGACUCGAGUGCCGAGGAUGGACGGUGGGGAGUACUUAUCUACUAUGGACAACAUGGACCCGACAUUGUCAGAACUGGGAGAUGAGUUCACCCUGGGUGACAUCGAUGAGAUGCUGCAGUUUGUCAGCAACCAAGUGGGCGACUUCCCUGAUCUUUUUGAAGAACAGAUGUCUUCAGCUUCGCUCCCAAACGCCGCAGGCUGUCAUCCAUCCUCCGAAAGCUCCCCGACGUCCCUGGCCGCCCUCGCUCCUGCAGCCCCUCCCCUGACACCACCUCAAACGCCCGUGCAGGCGUUGUCCCCCACCCAAGCCCAGACCCGGGUUCCGCCCCCUCUCCAGCCCCGACCCCAGCCCGUCCAGCAGGUGGCACCACCACCGCAGCCCCAAGCUCAGUCCGUCCAGGUGCAGAGCGCAGCGGUCCCCACGGUGCAGACCCUUGGUGUCCAGGCUCCGGGCUUCCCCAUGCAGGCCCAUGGACAGCCCCUGCCGGUGCAGACGCAGGCCCCCACCGUCAUGUUUGCCCCCACCCUCACGAGUGCCUCUCCGUCUCGAUUCAUCCAGAACUCAGUCAUCUGUCACCAGAGCCCAACUCCCAGCUUCCAAGUUCUCCAACCACAGAUGCAGAGUAUUGUGACAUCACCGCAGGUACAGCCAGUGGCCAUACAGCACCAACGUGUCCUGACACCGGCUGGCCAGACCAUACAGACUCUCUCCACAGCGCCCACAACGGUACACACUGUGUCACAGCAAGUGCAACAAGUCCCUGUUUUGGUGCACCAGCCCCAGAUCCUGAAGACUGAUUCCCUGGUGUUGACUACUUUGAAACCUGAUGGGACCCAGGUCCUGUCCACUGUGCAGAAUCCUGCCGGAAUCACGACUCUGACCACGCCCAUCCAGACAACAGCUCUACAAGUGCCGACUUUGAUGGGUGGUAACAUUCUUACCACUGUCCCAGUCAUGAUGGGGGGUGGAGACAAACUGCCGAUCAAGCAGCUGCCAUCUGGAGCCUCAGUCAGUGGAACCAGCGGCAGGACAAGUGUGGACCAAGGGCCUGGACUGGGUGUAGGACCCGCGCCAGGCAUGAAGGAGGGUGAAAGGAGGACCACUCACAAUAUCAUUGAGAAGAGAUAUCGAUCCUCCAUCAAUGACAAGAUCUUGGAACUGAGGGACCUGGUGAUGGGCAGUGAUGCCAAGAUGCACAAGUCGGGAGUGCUUCGUAAAGCUAUUGACUACAUCAAGUACCUGCAACAUGCCAACCACAAACUGCGACAGGAGAACCUGGCCCUCAAGAUGGCCAAUCAGAAGAACAAGUCAGUGUGCCUGUCUGAGGACAUGGAGAUAAAGUCAGAGGUGGUGAUUAUGUCACCACCAGCCUCGGACUCGGGCUCAGGAUCCCCUCACCAGUUCUCACCGUAUUGCAUCGACUCGGAGCCUGGGAGCCCCCUGCUGGAGCAUGAGCAGGUUAAAAGCGAACCAGACUCUCCUGCCUCUGUGGGAGUGAUGGACCGCUCCCGCAUCCUCCUCUGUGCCCUCACCUUCCUCUGCUUGUCCCUGAACCCCCUGCCCUCACUCCUUGGACCAGAAGCACAAGGUGGACCUGAGUGGACUGGGCCGGGGACCGGACAUGGGGCUUCCAGAACAGUGCUCGGCUUCUCUGGUCAGACACAAAGCUUUGUGGUGUGGCUUUGGUGGCUGCUGCCCUGGGUGAGCAUGUGGGUGCUGAGCGGUGUGGGGGCUGUGUGGGGCUGUGUGAGAGUCCUGUACCUGUGGGAACCCGUCACCCCCCUCCAUUCGCCCAAGUCUGUCUGCUUCUGGAGACACCGCAAACAGGCUGACCUUCAGCUGCUGCGGGGUGAUUAUGCUGCUGCAGCCACUAGCCUACAGACUUGCUUAUCUGUCUUGUCCAGGGCUAUCCCAGAAACUCGUUUUGACCUAGUUUGCUCCCUCUCCUGGAAUCUUAUUCGUUACUGCCUGCAUCGUCCUACCCCCCUGGGCUGGCUGGUGCGGCAGAUCGGUGGGCGUCACAAGGAAGAGGAGUCUCAGACGAGCUCCCGGGACGCAGCCCUGGUCUAUCAGAAGCUUAGCCAGCUACAGCUCACAGGAAAGCUACCCCAGCAUAGCAGCUUAUGGGGCUUGUCCCUGUCCCUCAGUGCAGUGAACCUGAGUGAAAGCGCCCAGGGGAAGGUGCCCCCAGCACAGCAAGCCGAGAUCUAUGUCACAGCGGCAAUUGCACUCCGAACCACACUGGGACACCACCUCUCCUACCUGCCGGGCUACCUGCUGAGUUGUGCUGAGAGCGUGGCCUGUCAGUCAGAUUCCAGACAGCCCCCCGAUUGGUUGCGUUGGCUUUUCAUGCCACUGGCCAGGCAGUUCUUCCUGAGCUGUGAUUGGUCAGUGAAAUCUGGGAUCCGAGACGGGGUCUACACUUCUCAGAGGGACCCAGCCGAGCCCAUUGCCCAGCUGCACCGCUGCUUCUGCGAGAAGCUGCUGGAAAGAGCAGUGCAUUCACUAAUCCAGCCACAUGCCAGCAUAGAGGCCAACAAGUGCAAGGACGAUGCCGGAGAGUUCUCCAGUGCCUUGGAGUUUAUCCAGUUGCUAAACAGCUGCACAGAGGAGUCUCCUACCCCUGCCCCUCCUUUCCCUCCUCCAGCCAAUCCCACCACAGCGUCAGUGGGAGACCCCGUGUGUCGCUGGUGGACCCUGGUCCUGAAGGCCGCGGUGCGCUGGUUGCAGGGUGAUGACGUGGCAGUCCGAUCAUUGCUGGCUGAGGCAGAGCGCAUGCCCCGGGCCCUGCACAUGUUAGACCACCCGCUGCCUAAGGCCGUGCUGCAGCUGUGCCGAGCCGUACAGGUCAGCCUGUCUUCCCAGAAGUCUGAGGCAACAACAGGCUCUUUGGCUCUUUGUGAGCGCUCCAGCAGCCACCUCCAUGCCAGUGUCUCAGUGCCCCCUGACCAGUCUGACAACUGGCUUGACAAGGGGGUGGAGCUUCUCGUGUGUGACCUCUUGCUGACCCUGAGGACCAACCUAUGGCAGCGAGGAGGGGGUGCUAAUGGAGAACCUGGUCCCGCCCCCAGCUCCCAAUUGGCUGGGUUCCAGAGGGACCUGAGUUCCUUGCGGAAGCUGGGCCAGUGCUAUAGACAGGCACAGUAUAAGGUGUUCUUGCAUGAGACAACGGUAAGGCUGAUGGCAGGGGCCAGCCCCACACGCACACACCAACUUCUGGAGCACACCUUGCGGAGGCGGAGUCACAAUCCUGGAAACACAAAGGAAGGUGACUGUGUGCUAGGAGAGCGGGAGAGGGCCCAUGCCAUUCUGCUAGCUUGCCGCCACUUGCCUCUACCACUUCUCACGCCUCCGGGACAACGUGCCCGUCUGUUGGCCGAAGCCAGACGCGCUCUGGAGCGCGUGGGUGACCGCCGUUCUGUGCAGGACUGCCAGCAGAUUCUGCUCCGGCUGGGGGGUGGCACCACCAUCGCUGCCUCCUGACGGGGUCCUGCAGCCCCCUUUCAAGCCACUGCCCCACAUACAUAUACACGCAGAAACACCUUUCCAUGUGUGCUCUCACAAAAUCGGUGGCAUCAUGCUGACACGGAAGAGGACAGGCAUAAAGUAGUUCUCACAAUGAAGGCUUUGCAUUCUCUCGUAUCCUUACUUCUGGAGAGUACAGUUAUUUUCAGUACACCACACCAUUUCCAUGUUUCCAUGUCACACUGACAUGUAUAUUUUUCACGCAUAUUUACAUAGCUCUGGGUGUAACCUGACAGUGGACAUUUUCAGUAGGGCCGCUGGUGGGACCACGGGUUAACGGGCACCUUUAGUUCUCUGGACAGCAUGUAGCAUUGCGCUGGGCAUUGGUGCAGGCCUGAAGAUGCUACAUGCUAACAGUAUUUAUUCUUUCGAUUCGCGCACUGAUGCUGCCUGCGAGGUCACGUGCAGCCUUCCCACGUCUGUCCUCAUGGCGCUGUGUAUGUGCGUCACUGUACAUAUGCUGAGAACGAUUAACAGAGGCUAGGGGACUACAGUGUGCCAGCUAUUGCCCUUUGUGUUUCAUGUCUGUCUGUUUUUCUAAUUGUUCUGCUAUCACACUGGAGUACGACUGGCAAAGGUCUCAGCAAGUGGAUGAUCCCAGGCCACGAGAUGGUAGCUUCAGUGCAGCAAAGCAGUUUAUCCUGCGGUGUACAAAGGACAAUGUGAUGCGAUAAUUAAAUAGUGCAGAACAGAACCUAUACUUAACAAUCCCGUACACAGUACAGUACCUGUAUAUACCUACCUCACUGAUGUGUAGUUUGUGUCCUGUACCGCAGUACAGUACUGUGCAAAUUUAAUACAGGAUCUACUGUAAAGAGUUGAAAUUGUGCUUUUGUGUACUGUACUUCAGCAGACCUCUGCAUAGACAAAUAGUAGAACUGUAGUAAUUGGCUAGCAAUGUGAAACGUCAGUUUUAUAUAGUGACUUCAGUCAAUGCCCAAGUAGCAGCUUUCAAUUUUCCAUAAUUCACACAGGCACAUCCACAGUAAUUCCACGUGUCUUUGUAUGUAUAUAUGUACAUAGCAAGGCAGACAAGUCUUUUCUUGGAGAAUUUCCAUGAGAUCUCUGGAGUCUGAGGGUGUGGAGCACUAGCAAAGUACUAUUUCAUGACAUUUUUAGCAACAAGAUGAAAUGCAGUUCCAUUUUGCAAGGAGUGGGGAAAAUGGCUGCUAACAGCAAAUAUACUCAUGGGGUUAGUGCUUGGUUUACCAUCAAGAAAGGGAACUAGUCAGCCAUAUUCACAACCACCUACACAUGAAUUUCACAUCCAUAUAAAAGGCUGGAGGGGAUGAGGAAUACUGAAGCUUUAAAGGCUGUAGGUUAGUUUUAUGUAUUUGCUUCCCCCAUAGCUUGUAUUUUGGGGGUUUCUUCUGGCUCACGGAGUGUUUUUAUUAUUACUUUAAUAUUUUAAUUGCUAUUGUACAAUAAUUUUAUUUCUGUCACCCAAAGUUGAAUUCCAAGAGAACAGUGCAAGAUGUUCAUUCUGGAGUUUUGUAGUUUAAAUGCAACCAAGUGAACACAAAAUAAAAUGAAUGUGGUCCAAUUACAUGCAUUUAAAUAGCCUUCUGCAGGAGAAAACAUUGGGAAAGAGAAAAAUUUACAGAUAUUUAAAAAAAAAAAAAAAAAAAAAAAAAAGGGGAGCAAAAUUGCAUUGCUGAUGGGUCUGGUGCUGCCACAUAUGGGCAUUUCUGGUAGCUGGAGAGCUCACAGGUGCUCCAAGUAGCAGCCUUGUAAGAUUUACAUCUUGAGCUUAAUCUGGUAAAUGUACUUUUUCUUGGGGUUUAGAAUGAGAGAGCAAUGUUAAGCAAACUUCAACCCCUCCUGCUUAAGCUAAAUUCUUUUUUUGGAAGCUACUAGCUACCCAAUGAUCAGUGUAUUAAAAUUAAAAUCUACAGUCACUUGAAUCCUUGGUUACAUCUAGUUUGCGUCAUGAUCUUAGUGUUGUGCUACAGUGAACUUUUUGAUUUUAGUGCAAUGUAUAAAUGUUUUAUUUUUUCAAUAUUUUAUUUCUG